AUGCAAAUCACUAAUUCUGCCCAACUUCCCGAUAAUUUUGAAUAUCAGGAAAAUGAAGACAUAAAUGACUCUACUAUUCUUAUCGAUCCUUUAUUACCAUCUGCAAGCAUUCCUUUAGAGCAACAGCAAACCAACAUCGAACAUAAAAAUCUUUCAAAUAUACAGGAUGGAAAUGAAAUCAAAGCUCCUUCGCCUCAAUUAGUAAAUAAUGACGUCGAAAACCAAUCGGUUAAUUUACUUCAGCAAAAUAUAAAUCAAAUUAUGAGUAUGAAUAUGAAUCUUUUUAACAGUAGUAACAUGCAAAGAUCGGAAGAUCAAAGACUCUCAGAUCAAGUUCAGAAUAAUGAUAACUUAAUCUCUCAUGAUCUUAAUAAAAUUAUGAGUUUUUCCAGUGAAAACUCUCAAAACGAUCAUCAAAUUUAUGAAAAUGCUAUAAAUUUCCGAGCUGAUGGAAUUUUGUCAAAAGAAUCUCGGGACCAAAAUGUAAUUCCAAUAGGCAUUGACGAAAUAACGAAUACGGACAUAUUCACUAUCAAAAAUGAAACUGAGAUGCAAAAGAAAUCUUCUGAUUCAACAAUUGGAUCAAGAUCAGCUCAUUUUAAUAACAGUUCGAUGGUAGAAGUUAAUUUUGGAGAUAUUAAGAAUAAAAUUGAUUCUAAGGAAAAUAUCCGUAAAAUUCUCGAAAAUAAAAAUUAUUCGAGUACCAAAAUUAAAUAUGGUAAAGACUUGGCUGAAUGUAUUCCCGGGUUAUAUCGCUUGUUAGAUUUAUGUAAGGACGACGGUUCGAAUGGACUUGUUGUAAAUCCAGAUUUAGGCUUAGUUAUUCAUUGGCCUGAAACAGGGUGUUAUGAGGAAAAUGCUUCUCCGCAACAUAAAAAGAACAUGACUAAUCUUCAUAGAUAUUUGACAAAGCUUACCGACAAUCAGAUUUGCCUUAUGAGUGAUAAGGACUUGGAAAAUUUUGAUUGGCAUUUAGACGAUUCCGAUGUCGAUUCUGACGAUGAUGAUGGCGCCAGCUAUGAAUUUGAAGUUAAGAAAAGUCAAGAAGAACAAGAAGAUUUUAAAAUUCAUCCAGGCUUUGAGGUAAAUUUAUCUGAUAACGUCAAAACUGAAAUAAAUAACAAUAUACAAGAUGAUGUACCAUUAUGUCCAAUUGUGGUCGAAUCAACAACAAAUCAAUCAUUUGUAACUCGCAAGAUGAUGAAAACAGCUAAAACAUUAAGUAAAAGCACCUUAACUUUUUCGGCGAGUGUACUUUCGACUGUUUCUACAGAACUUUAUAAAAAGCUUCAAGGACGUAGUUUAUAUAUUAAUCGUGAAUCAAUGGAUAUGAAACAAUUGGAAUUGUUGAUUAACAACGGAUUCAAAACAGAGAAUGAACUCUUAAAACCAUUUCAUGAUGCAAUAGCCGUUGCGAAAUUGCAAAUAGAAGUAAAGAAAAAUCAAGAAAAAGAUGCAGUGAAAAGAGAUGCAGAGAUCAUUUCCAAGAUGGCAUGGAAGAAAUUAGAAGAUUCUUACAGUAUAAUCGAGUCAAAAAUUAAUGGCGGAAACUCCGUUUCUCAAGAAAAACAAGAUGAAAUUAUUAGUGAAGAAGAUGUUAACAGAAUUCAAUCAAAAUAUCCCAAGAUCGAAGAGACAACUAAAGAAAAAAUUAAAAUUAAUUCUCAAGCUUGGUAUAAGCUGAAAAAGAGAUAUGCUUUAGCAUGUAUUGUCUUAUUUCAAGUUCUCAACUUAUCAUCAGAUAACGACAAAUCAGGAAAAAUUGCAGAAUCGGCAAUUCAAGAUUUUUAUAAUAUGUUUGUUGAUAAAGAGAAUGAUAUAUACGCACUAGUUAAAAAAUAUGAACGACAAUCUCUCUUUUUUUCUAUAUUAUCCACAAUCCGAGAGAAAAUUACAUUUGAUUAUUCACGCAUAAAUCAAAUUGAGGAGAAAUGUAAAAAUUUUGCCAAAAACAAACCAGAUUCUGAGUUUGUUCGAGACCUUAUAGAUUCUCGAUUUUUUGGAAAAUUUAUCGAUAUAAAAGAAAAAGUAGUGCAGACUUUCUUGAAUGAAUACCAAAAGUGGAAAAGAGACACUUUCCCAGAUAAUGUUAGAGAAAUUGUUCCAAAAUAUUCCUUUAACAAACAAUUAAUGGAUAGAAUAAAUGAAGAAUAUUCUCGAGAAAGAAAAGAAAUUGAGAAUCGUGAAUUCGAAAGAAUCUGUAAUAAAUUAGAAGAAAAAUAUCAUGAUGGACCCCUACGUUUGAAUAUAUUAAAUGUUACUACAGAUGAUCGGUAUGGAAAGUCAUUCCGCUUAAUUCACGAGUUAGAAACAACUCAACCAAAUCAAUUAAAAAUAACUAUUUACGAGACAUCAUUAGAACAGUCAGAUGUAUUACAAAUUCAAGAUAAUGAACUUUAUAUACCAACUCCUAUUUUGUCUUCGCGUCAAUGUGGCAUCACUUUUCAAAUUGAUCCUGCAGUUUACGAUUUCAGAAAAAUAUCUCAAUUCGAUAAUCGUAAAUUUCUUCUCGUACUUUACAAUAAAAAAGAGAAAAGAAUUGAAAUAUUCUUUGAUACCGCCCAACGAUUAGCACAAAAUUUUAAAUCGUAUUCAAUUAAAACGUUUAAAACAUUGAAUAUAGAUGACAAUUUUCUUAUGGCAAUUAAUGAGCCAAGAGAAUUAAUUGCUAUAUAUAAUACAAAAGAAGUUAAGUUAAAUGUAUUUUCUUUUGGUGAUAAUCGGUCAAAUUUGUACGGACGUAAUGCAAAUAUUCAGUUAUUGCAGUGGUAUAAUAAUAAUAUACCAAAUAUAAAAUAUUUCCUCUUUAUUAAAGAUACUGAGGAAUUGUGUUUUGUUGAAAAAAGUGGUCGAGCACGUAUUUUUAAUCUUGUGAAUCAGCAAUUCCGACCGGCAAUUUGUAAUCUUCCGUCAAAUACAGUAAACGUUUUAAGUUCCCCUGAUGGCUCUUGCAUUGUAGCAUUCACAAAAGAAAACAUAGCAGUUGAUAACCUUACUGAUAGUGAUGAUGAAAGCGGUGAAAAAAGCGAAGAAGAAACUGAAUCGACUUCUGAUAAAGCUGAUGUCAAUGAUGUUAAGGAACUAUGCCGUGCCUAUGUUUAUUUUUGUUCGAAUUUUGGAGAUUCUGUUAGUAAAAUAAUUGAUUUACCACCGAACCUUCGAUAUUUGGAAUUUUUAGAAUUCACUUGUAUUAAUAAAUGCCAAACUCAUUUGAUGUCACUUGACUUACAAAAUGGAUGGUUUAACUCUGCAAUAAUCAAAAUUACACUUGAGAAAACUCAAUAUCGUUUUCAAGAACGCACGCAAAGACAAUCUAUCGGACGUGUGAAAUUAAUUGAUCCUUCUCUUAUUGAAGGGCAAAAUACACACUUUAAAAGAAGUGUUCAAGUUGGCGAAAAUAUUGUAAUAAUGGGUGUAAAGUACAGUAUAAUUAAAGUUCUUUCGGACACAAAAUUAAAGGUUGCCGGUAAUUCUAAACCAUCAAAUGGAUUUGAUAAAUGGACCGAUUUCCGUAUUGAACCUAAGACAAAACUAAAUGGUCUUAUUGAUGCCUAUAAAUUAAUGUUUGAUAAGUAUCCAGUUGAAAAUUGUAUUGAUCCUGGACAAAAUCGUCCUCUUAGUUUAAAAAUAGUUUUAGAUGAUGUUGUUGAUGAUAUCGAAAAAUACGGCGAUAAAUUUGAAGAUUAUAUCAUCGAAAUAUUUGAAAAUUUGAAACGUUCUACAAAAAAACCCGCCUCGAUAUUAAAAAAGUUUUCUACCUCAGUUAUUACUUUCCAAGAACUUGAUAUUGAAAAUGCGAAGUUUCAGGAAAAAUUUUCAACAGAAUAUGAAUUGGGCGAAUGGGUUAUUCAACUUUGUUGUUUAAUUCCUAUACAAAUUGCUGUCGCAAAAAAUAAUUUAUUUCAGCCACUUAGGGAUGGAUUAUCUUCGAAUGAGAUUGAUCAGGUUGAAUUUGAUGAUGGUUAUGGUCAUCAUGUAGAUAGUAUAACGAAAAACAUCUCUUUUGGAUGGUACGAGGGAAUUUUCAAACAUUUUGGGGAUAAAAAAAUUAAAGUUGUUUCUAGUAUGGGCGAACAAUCAUGUGGAAAAUCAUUCAUGCUAAAUCAUCUUGUUGGAACUACCUUUGACGGUUCUGCGAUGCGUUGCACUGAAGGUGUAUGGAUGUCGUUAGUAAAUACAAAUGAAUAUAUUUAUGUUGCACUUGACUUUGAAGGCUUAAAAUCUCUUGAGAGAACUCCACAAGAAGUCGUAUCAAAUCUCAUACUCUUUAAGAAUCAAUUUGUGAUAAAUAGGGAUAUGUCAACAAUGUUUCAACGGUUUCAAGAUGGCGCAACGCUAUUUGAGUCUGACUCAAAAAUAUUUCAAGCAAAAUUAUGUAUUAUAAUAAAAGAUGUACCCAAAAAUGAUAAAGAUGAAAUUGUUAGAGAAUUUAAAUCAAAAUUUUCUCAAAUAGUUUCGGAGGAGGGCGAAGACAAUUUCAUUUCAAGGAUGUACAAAGGAGGAUUAGAUAUUAUUCCUUGGCCUAUGUUUAAUGAUGCUGCAUGGUUUAAAACCUUAUCUACUGUUAACAAAAAGUUAGAUAAGCAAGAAGUUAAAUAUGAAAAUGCUAGAACUUUCUUACAAAGUACUAAAGUAAUCAUGGCUAAAUUGAAGAUAUGUGAUUGGGGUUCAUUGGACGAAAACCUCAUACAGAUUCGUGUUGCAACAUUAAAAAGAUUACUUCCAACUGUCGUUUCUUAUGGCUUGGAGCAAAAAGACUCUGUUACUGAACAACUUACGAAUCAUGAUACUGGAGAACACAUCGAUGACCCUGUAGUUAGCUUAUCUGACAUAUUACAUGACUUUGAAAAAUCUAUUGAAUUACUACCAGAUUCUGAUAUCCAGUUAUAUGAAGAAAAUGGAUCUUUUGAACGACUUUCUGAAGAUUUAAGGUGUUACUUUGAAGAAAUUGUGCAACCACGAAGAGAAUCAUUAGAUGAUAUCAUGUGGUUCACAAACUGUGACAAAUUUUUCAAAUAUAUUAUUGAACGUCGUGUUUUGCGUGUCCGAAACUGGUAUAUGCAAAAUACUGCCAAAUUUCCACAAGAUAAUAGUGACAUUGUUAAUGGAAAUUAUUUAAUGGAACAAGAAAUAAGUAAACUAACACUUUUCUGGACUUUGUGUGGAUUAACAUGUCAUCAAUGUAACUUAAAAUGUGUAAAAAAUCGUGAUCAUCAAGAAAAUCAUGAUUGCUUAACCGAUCAUAAGUGUCACUUCCUUUGCCAUUUUAUUGAAGCCCACAACAACAGGUUAAUCCCAGUGUGUAGUCACAAAGCUGGACAUGAAGGGAAACAUGCUUGUGACAAAAUUAGUCAUUUAUGCGGUAAACCAUGUAGUCUUAUUGACAAGCGUAAUUGUCAAAAAGUUUGUUCAAAGGAAAUUGGACAUGAUGACGGUGAACAUUUAUGUCAAUCAAAACGGCACUAUUGUGGAAAAGAUUGUUCAUUAUCGACGCAUACCAUAAAAGGAGAUUAUCAUUGUCCAAAUAAAUGUAUUAUAUCAUAUGAAGAACAACAUAGUUCACACCGUUGUGAAAAUGAAACUUGUCCAAUUCAAUGUCCAAUCCCGGAUUGCAAGGAAAGAUGCCAAAGUAAUGAUCAUUUUCAUUCCGACUUACAAGUUGAUCAUUUUUGCGGAAACGAACAUCAAUGUCAAAAAUUUUGCGAAGACGAUGGUAUAUGUAAAGUAACAACUGAACCUAAGAGACAAGAAGAAGUUUAUAAAGGUUUAGUCAAAGAAACUUCUAUAGCAUUUACAAAGUGUACUUUACCUUAUGGGCAUAAACAAAUUCACGAUACAAGACAUGGAAAUAUGACACAAACUGAAUUCACUGGAGAAAGUAAUGAAUUUGAAUAUGCAGGACAUAAAUUAAGGGUCGGAGAUCAAGGAGUAUUUGUCCUUUGCAAUUUGCAUUGUAAAGAUUUAGGUAGACAUCGUCAUAUUGAUUAUUGUCAGAAUGCCGAAAAUUGUAAAUUGGGGAAUCAAGGUCAAGAUAUACAACAUAUUAAUGAGAAAGUUCAACCUAAUCCUGAUAAUCCAAAAGAUUUCAUUUCUCACAAACUUUUCUGGGAGCGUACAGGUUUCAAAGAUCCUUAUUCUGUACAAGAACAACAAGAAUUUACAAAAUGCGAUCACGAAUGUUCUGAUGAAAAGCAUCAUAAGUCUCAAGGAUCAAAUGCCCCCCCUCCAACUAAAUCAUUUUGUGAAUUACAACUUUUUCACGCUCCACUCAAUCCAAGUUCAAAUCCUCCAAAUGAUUAUGGAUAUAUAUCUUUAGAUGGGCAUCAUUUUGAUUGCGAAAAUCCGAGUACACGCGAAGCUGUUUUUCAUAUUAUUUUUGUAUUGGAUCGCUCGGGAUCUAUGAGCUGUAAUGAUAAAAAACCGAUUCCAAAUUUCCCAAUUUAUAAUGAUUUAAUAAAAAAUCAUAAUAAUAGGACUGGGGCAGUUUAUCAAGCGGUCUAUCAAUUUAUGGACGCGCGUAUAAAUUCUGCCACAACAAAUCAAAACCAAAUGUCAGCUACUCAAGAUAGUAUUUCAUUAAUAUUAUUUGACCAUGAGGUUAUCGUUCCAUUUGAAUAUCGAGAUUUAACAGACCCGAAAGAUUUGUUAAAUUCAAUGCUCCAACACCAAGCUCGUGGUGGGACAAAUUAUGAUCUUGCAAUUCAGAAAGCUGGAUUUUUGAUCACAUCUUACUUUGAUCCUACGAAAGUGAAUAUCAUUAUCUUCUUAUCUGAUGGACUAUGUGGCGUCCCAUUUAAUCAACUUCAUACUAUUUGCAAACAAAAUAAGACGAGAGGAUCUCCGUUAUACCUUUAUACGGUAUUGUUCAGCAGUGAUGCGCGUAGUCAUUCUUUAGAAGAAAUGGCAAAGAUUGCUCAAUCAUAUCAUCCACAGAAUUCAUCAUCUGGUGCUCUUAGAUGUCAAUUCACUCGUACUGUUAACGAAGUAACCUUAGUUAACCAUUUUACUGGUGUUGCGGAAAGUUUAAGGAAACACAAACCCGCAUUGUUAAAGAAAAAUCUUAAUUAG
This is a messenger RNA of Rhizophagus irregularis DAOM 181602=DAOM 197198, 7068 nucleotides long. NCBI's taxonomy places the organism in Eukaryota, Fungi, Glomeromycota, Glomeromycetes, Glomerales, Glomeraceae. The record is from RefSeq and is a predicted model, not a curated record.